AUGGGAAUCGACCGCACCCCGAAGAAGACCGCAGUGGAUCCCGAGCACCUGCAGCUGCUCAUCCACCAGCGCGGUCAAAUAAAAGGAAAAGUGACGAAAAUUAACCACUGCCUUGAGAACGCCGAAGACGACCCAACGCUAAUAAGUGCAUCGAUGCUAAAAGUGUACGGUAAGAAGCUGGAGAUCCACUACGCCGAGUACACCGAAGCCCACCGUGAAGUGAUUGCCUUGAUUCCACCGGCCAAAAUGGACGAGCAGGACGAGAAGCUCGACGAGUUCGAUGCCUUGCACACGGAAGCGCUCGAUCGUCUGGAGCGCUUGACGGAAUAUUUCUCCAAGCCGUCGCCGGCGACAACCGUUGCUGGUGGAGCAACCCAGGUGGUGGUGCAGCAUCAUCCUUUGAGGGCACCGAUACCAUCGUUCGAUGGCGGUGUGGAAAAUUGGCCCAAAUUCAAGGCGAUGUUUGAGGACCUGGUCGUAAGUAGUGGUGAGUCGAGUGCUAUGAAACUGCACCACUUGGAUAAGGCCUUGGUGGGUGACGCAGCGGGUCUCAUCAACGCAAAAAUGAUCCGAGACAACAACUUUGCCGAAGUGUGGAAGCAGUUGUGCGAGCAGUUUGAGAACAAGCGCGUGAUCGUCGACACCCACAUCGACGGUUUGAUGCAGUUGAAACCAGUAGCGAAGGGCAACUUCAAGGACUUGUUGGAGCUGACGAAAUCCUGUGAGCGUCAUGUCGCUGGGCUGGAGUACCAGGGCCUGGCGGUGGACGAGCUAUCCGGAAUCAUCAUCACGAAGCUGUUGACAUCCCGUCUGGACGAUCACUCUCUGCAGCUGUGGGAACGGCGGCAGAAACACGGUGAGUUGCCCGAUUACAAGGAUACGUUGCAGUUUUUGAAAGAGCUUCCUUCGCAACCCUCUGAGUUCGAAACCCCUCCAUUGAAGAGUUCCGCCAAGGUAGCUACCGAAGCAGGCGCAGUUCCAAAAACCGUUCCGUCACCAAACGCCAAUCCCUCGUGUUCCUGCAACCAUUCGAAUACCACGAAGACUGUGAUGCUGUUGACUGCUGUCGUCAAUCUUGAGAGUGCCGAUGGUGAGUUAGUCCCUUGUCGUGCAAUGCUGGAUAGUGGUUCCCAAGUAUGCUUCGUGUCUGAGAUGAUCGCCAACCGUUUGAUGGUCCCCCGUGAAUCAGUGAACGUGCCCGUUACCGGAAUAGGAGGAGCGAAGGUCUACGUAAGAGGCAAGCUGGUUGUCACGAUGCAGUCCAGGUGUUCCAGUUUCUCUACUGACGUUGAAUGUCUUGUGGUACCGAAGGUGACCGGUAUUAUUCCUUCUGUCAAAAUCAACACCUCGUCCUGGCCAAUCCCUGUUGGAGUCCAGCUCGCUGAUCCUACGUUCCACACGCCUAACAGAAUCGACAUGUUGAUCGGUGCCUCGAAGUUCUUUGCCUUGCUGAAGUCUGGUCAUAUCCAUCUAGCCGACGGUCUUCCUGAACUCCACGAGACUCAUCUGGGUUGGGUCUUCUCAGGAGAACUAGACAACGAAGUUUCCAACACUGUUCUGGCCCACCAUGUGUCGCUUGAUUCGCUUGGUGAGACAAUUAGUCGUUUUUGGGAAGUGGAAGAUGUUUCACAAUCCGUGAAGGAGGAAGUGGAGUCAGAUACGUGCGAAGAGAAUUUCCGCUCCACUCAUCGGCGAACGCAGACUGGACGGUACGUAGUUUCACUCCCUUUCCGAGAAGAUGUCGCAGUGCUCCAAGACAACCGUUCCGUAGCUCUUCGUCGUUUCUUGAUGCUCGAAAGGCGGUUUCAGAAGGAUCCAACUUUGAAACAGCUGUACGCUGCCUUCAUAGCUGAGUAUGAAGCAUUAGGUCAUUGUCAGGAAGUUGAUGAAUCUAAUGACGAUCCUUCCGAAGGACGUUAUUACUUACCCCAUCACGCGAUAUUACGCCCAACCAGUUCGACGACCAAGUUGAGGGUAGUUUUCGAUGCUUCAGCGAAGGACACCCCGGCAAGCAAAUCUCUCAACGAAGUACUUCAAGUUGGAGGCGUCGUCCAGAGUGACUUGUUGAGUAUUCUUCUUCGAUUCCGGGUCCACCCUGUGGUGUUCACUGCUGAUAUAGCAAAAAUGUAUCGGCAAAUACUGGUAGCUGCAGAACACACACGAUUCCAACGGAUUUUCUGGCGAACCGAACCAAAUCAACGACUUCGAGUUCUUGAGCUGUUAACCGUCACGUAUGGGACGGCAUCCGCGCCAUUUCUGGCCACGAGAUGUUUGGUUCAGCUGUGCAAAGAUGAGGGAAGCCGUUUUCCCAUUGCAGCUAAAAUUAUCACGGAAGAUUGUUACGUGGAUGACGUUCUUUCUGGUGCGGAUAGUGCAGAAGAAGCCGCUGAAGCACAGAGUCAACUGGAAGGUCUUCUCCAACUUGGUGGAUUCCCUAUUCACAAGUGGAGCUCAAACUGUCCGGAGUUGCUGGAGCGAAUCCCUGAGGAAAAUCGAGAAAAGUUGGUACGUCUGGAUUCCACUGCGGACAACGAAGUGAUCAAGACCCUUGGGCUUACCUGGAGUCCAAGCUCGGAUGAGUUUUUAUUUGUCACGAGGUCGAAGUUCCCAGCAGACUCAACUGAAACCUACACCAAGCGAAAGGUGUUCUCGGAAAUCGGAAGGCUUUUCGAUCCUUUGGGCUUGGUCUCUCCCAUCAUCGUGGUUGCCAAAAUCCUUAUGCAGAAGUUAUGGACCGCUGGUCUGUCUUGGGAUGAGAAACUUGAAGGAGAAUUGCUUCAGUCUUGGUUGAAGUUCCGCGAUGCUCUGCCACAAAUGAGUGAAAUGAAAAUCCCUCGACGUGUUAUUCCAUCCACCGCCGUUGCCAUGGAAAUCCAUGGAUUUUCCGAUGCGUCUAUCUCGGCGUACGGCGCCGUCUUGUACGUACGAAAUGUGUUCCCCGAUGGCAGCGCCGAGUUGCGACUCCUUUGCAGCAAAUCAAGGGUUGCUCCGAUAGCCGAAUUGAGCAUUCCUAGAAAAGAGUUGUUGGCAGCCCAGCUUCUAUCCCGACUGGUUGUGAAGGUGAUUGGAUCGAUGAAAAAUAGAUUUGAUGACGUUGUCCUUUGGUCAGACAGCCAAAUAGUGCUUGCCUGGUUGCGCAAGCCACUGACCUCUCUCCAAGUGUUCGUAAGGAAUCGUGUCUCAGAAAUCGUCACGGAAACCAAAGACUACACCUGGAAGUAUGUCUCUACGAAGGAGAAUCCCGCAGAUAUUGUGUCAAAAGGAUCCCUGCCCAAAGCCUUGAUGUGUAAUGAGUUGUGGUGGAAGGGGCCCUCAUUCCUGCAAGCAGCAAGAUACGAAAUCGAGCCACCAGAACAGUUACCAGAUGUGGAGUUGCCUGAAUUGAAAUUGACACCUUUCGUCUCUGCAGCUGUAUACAACGUCGAUGAUCUUCCUGUAUUUGCCAAGUUCAGCUCCUUUCGGAAGCUGCAAAGGGUCAUCGCAUAUGUCGAACGCUUUAUCUCGAACUGUAGAGUCAAGGAUCCCAAGCUCCGAACCCGUGUGCGCUACCUCACUGUUCCCGAGUUGAGGCGAUCGUUGGAGACCAUCAUCAAGGUUGUGCAACAUGAGGUGCUUGGUGAUGAAAUCAACCGCAUCGAGAACAACGAACAGUGUAAACGAAUUGCCUCCCUGAACCCUGUGUACCAGAACGGAAUCCUGCGAGUAGGAGGCAGAUUGAAGAAUUCGCCCGUAUUGACCAUGACCAAACACCCGUAUAUCUUGCCGAGGCAUCCGAUUGUCGAUCUUUUGAUCAGAGCGUAUCAUCUUGAGAACAUGCACGUAGGUCCGUCAAGUUUGUUGGUAAUUCUUCGAGGCCGUUUUUGGUUGACAGAAGGUAGAUCUGCUGUACGAAAAAUCACGAGAAGCUGCGUUAUAUGUUUCCGCGCCAGGCCAACAAUGACAACUCAGCUGAUGGGAGAUCUGCCUGCUUGCCGUGUGACUCCUGCCCACCCGUUUGAGGUGACCGGCGUGGAUUAUGCGGGCCCAGUUUUCGUGAAACAAGGACGACGGAAGCCAGUUGUGGAGAAGGCAUACAUUGCUGUAUUCGUGUGCAUGGUGACACGCGCCGUGCACUUGGAGUUGGUCUCAGAUAUGACCACAGAGGCGUUUAUUGCUGCAUUGCAACGUUUCGUUAGCAGGAGGGGACUACCUCGAGAAAUGCACUCGGAUAAUGGUUCAAACUUUCGGGGUGCGAAAUCGGAACUGAAUGAGCUGUACAAACUUUUUCGGUCUCAAUAUGCGCUAGAUGAAAUUGAGGGAUUUUGCCUAUCAAAGGAAAUUGCCUGGAGUUUCAUUCCACCGGAGGCACCGAAUUUCGGGGGCCUCUGGGAGGCAGCCGUUAAAAGUGCCAAAUAUCAUCUAAAACGCACUUUGAAGGACACUCAUUUGACUUUCGAGGAAUAUAUAACAGUUUUGACGCAGGUUGAGGCUAUUUUGAACUCUCGCCCGCUCUAUGCUACCUCACCCGAUCCUGACGAUCCUGAGGUACUCACCCCUGGUCAUUUUUUGAUCGGGCGACCGAUAAACGCCAUUGCGGAACCGAGCUACCAAGACAUCGCUGCUAACCGGCUUGGACGAUGGCAGUUUCUCCAAAAGCUACGGGAAAACUUCUGGAAGAAGUGGAAGAACGACUACCUCCAGAGUUUGCAACAACGCACCAAGGAUUACAUCAGGAAGCACAAUCUGCAGCCCGGGAUGGUCGUGCUUCUGGAAGAGCAGAACAUGCCGCCACUAAGUUGGAAAUUGGGAAAGAUCGUUCGAACAUAUCCCGGAUCCGAUGAAUUGGUGCGCACAGUCGACGUGAAGAUUGGCGGCACUGUGUAUAAACGUCCCGCUUCGAAGAUAGCAGUGCUUCCCAUCCAGGACAACCACCGUUCCGAGAAUGCUUCUCAGCCCGGGGGAGAAUGUUCACGCCCGAACGUGAACGGCGACUGA
Molecule: messenger RNA, 4974 nt
Organism: Aedes albopictus (Asian tiger mosquito)
Lineage: Eukaryota; Metazoa; Arthropoda; Insecta; Diptera; Culicidae
Exons: 2
Coding region: 1-4974 (1657 amino acids)
Biological process (GO): DNA integration
Molecular function (GO): nucleic acid binding
Source: RefSeq, a predicted model, not a curated record